UCGAGGCCCUCGCCGCCCAGGCCGGAGACACCUGCCCGCCGCGCCCCGCGGCACGGCCAGCGCCCGCCAUGUCGGCCCAGGCCCAGAUGCGGGCCCUGCUGGACCAGCUCAUGGGCACGGCCCGGGACGGUUCAGUGUAUCUUUGCCUGCCUACAUCAAUCUGCAAGGGAGUUGCAGAAAAGCCUCAUGUUCAUCGAGCCGAGAUGAAACCAGACAAAGGGUGAAGUUUACAGACGAUCGUGUUUGCAAGAGCCACCUUCUGGAUUGCUGUCCCCAUGAUAUCCUCGCAGGAACACGAAUGGACCUGGGAGAGUGUACAAAGAUCCAUGACUUGGCACUGCGAGCAGAUUAUGAGAUUGCAAGUAAAGAGAGAGACCUAUUUUUUGAGCUGGAUGCGAUGGAUCACCUGGAAUCCUUCAUCGCAGAGUGUGAUAGGAGAACAGAACUGGCCAAGAAACGCCUGGCUGAGACACAGGAAGAGAUCAGCGCUGAAGUGUCUGCAAAGGCAGAGAAAGUACAUGAGCUGAAUGAAGACAUAGGAAAACUCCUAGCUAAAGCUGAGCAGCUGGGAGCUGAAGGAAAUGUUGAUGAGUCUCAGAAGAUCCUGAUGGAAGUGGAGAAAGUCCGAGCGAAAAAGAAAGAGGCAGAGGAAGAAUACCGAAAUUCAAUGCCUGCAUCCAGUUUUCAGCAGCAGAAGCUCCGUGUGUGUGAAGUCUGUUCAGCGUAUCUGGGUCUCCAUGACAACGACCGUCGUCUUGCUGACCACUUUGGAGGCAAAUUACACUUGGGUUUUAUUCAGAUUCGUGAGAAACUGGAUCAGCUGAGGAAAACAGUGGCAGAAAAGCAGGAGAAGAGAAACCAGGAUCGUUUGAGGAGGAGAGAGGAGAGAGAACGAGAGGAGAGAAUGGGCAGACGUGCUCCAACAGCUCUGUGGCUGUGUAAAUGGAACACCUCUGCGAGCCUGUACGCAGUGGGGAGACAGGAACAGUUACAAGAGUCUGGAUCAAGAAAUAGAGACCGUCGAAGAUCACGGUCUCGGGACAGGCGGCGGCGACGCUCAAGGUCGGCUUCCCGUGAGCGGCGGAAGUCUCGCUCCCGGUCCCGCGACCGACACAGACGCCACCGAAGCCGCUCCCGCAGCCACAGCAGAGGUCACCGGCGGGGGUCCAGAGACAGGAGUUCAAAACACAAAUCUUCUAGAGAUCGAUCUUCAAGAGAAAAGUCACGAGACAGAGAGAGGAAAGAGAAGAGCUCUUCUGAGAGGCGGCACGAGAGCACAAAUGGCAAAUCUCGUUCCAAGAGAUCAGAAGAGAGAGAAGCUGGCGAGAUCUGAACUCAAAUGAUCUGUGUUGCACUGUAAAUAGUCUGAUAAAACAUUCUACACAAAGCCUAAAUUCCCCAUUUAUAUUUACUGAAUAUAACUCAUCUUUUGUAGUUUGGAAUUUUUAUUGUUUGGCAGAUAGCUGUGAGUUUGUAGAGACAGAGUUACGUACUGUUUAACAGGAUCUUGUUUUAGUAGGAAUCAAUAAAUCUGGAUGGAUCGUUUCAAAUUCAG
Pezoporus occidentalis (night parrot) is the source of this 1555-nucleotide messenger RNA. RefSeq names its product LUC7 like (gene LUC7L). NCBI's taxonomy places the organism in Eukaryota, Metazoa, Chordata, Aves, Psittaciformes, Psittacidae. Gene Ontology annotation, biological process: mRNA splice site recognition. The transcript has 12 exons. The record is from RefSeq and is a predicted model, not a curated record. Gene Ontology annotation, molecular function: mRNA binding. Bases 299 to 1333 code for a protein of 344 amino acids. Gene Ontology annotation, cellular component: U2-type prespliceosome; U1 snRNP.